UCCUGUUUUAUUACAUUUUUUUUUCCAGGCGAAAAUGGCUGCCUCUCUGAUCUAAACCUCUGCUUAAGGAUUAAAUGAGCAUGAAAUAAAUUAAACAGGAGACGGAAAUCGCGGUCCCGCUUCAAGGCAGCAGCCAUGGUCGCCAGGACGUAGUUCGGACGGCGUCUUCACGAAGAUGUUGUGACUGCCAGAGAAGGAAAAUGUAUGCGAUCCGAAAUUAACCCUUUCCAUCUAACAUCCACUAACAAAAAAGGUACGAACUAUUCGUUUGACCUUCUUGAAAUAGAAAAUGAUGCAUCAAGUGACCAGCAACAACGGUGACUAUUGUAUGAGUGGACUGGCAGAGGACUGUCAUCCAGCCAGCCACUUUGAUUUAUGUAGCACACAAUCCAGCAAAUUCUACCCCUCUCCGACAACCCCUGGUUUGCAGCUGUCUCUUGCCGGCCUAGCCCCUUUACCACAGGGCAUGCACAAAGCCAUGGCAUGUCAAGUCCAAAACACCCAGAACGACUUCCAGCCUCAGACAGUGAGAAUCAGGGGCAGUGAGGCUGCAGGGCCCGAUGGCUCCAAGAAGAAGAAGGGCAUAGUGAAGUCAGGGCGCAGAGGGAGGCCAUCAGGGACCACAAAGUCAGCUGGUUAUCGUACUAGUACUGGACGUCCACUUGGGACAACGAGAGCAGCUGGGUUCAAAACCAGCCCAGGGAGGCCCCUUGGUACCACCAAAGCAGCAGGAUAUAAGGUCAGUCCUGGAAGGCCCCCCGGCAGCAUCAAGAGUCUAGCUCGGCUCAAGAAGCUGGAGUUUGGUUGUGACGGCGCCAAGAAACUGGACUUUAGCACCUGCAGUGUUCCCAAGAAACUGGACUUCACUGGCUGUGAUGUUCCACCUUUUCCAUACGCUAUGAUGGAGAAGAGACCCCUCUGUGAGUCCAGUGGCAAAGUGGAUGAACCCAGCGAAUAGAUCUGCAGGUUACUCCCCCGUGCUUUAAAAACAUUUGACAGUGUAUGAGCAACAAGAUGCAGAAAACAUUUCUCACAAAUGUUGGCGGAAAUAACUUUUUGCCAUCAAGAAAUGGCUCUGAAUGAGUGUUUGUACAGUGUUUCACAUUUUCUUCAUCCUCUCAUAAUAAAUGACAAUUAAAAGUAUGUUAUUCCAGUUUGGCAGAGAUGCAUGCGUAUGAAUUAAUCACACUAAUCAGUAUUGGCAAAAAUAAGGAAUUUAGCAGUUUGUGGUUCAAACUUCACUAGAGUGACUCUUUUUCCUCUCAAGCAUUUUGUACCCAUGUGUGACAUAUUAUUGUUCUCUGCUUUUACUUUUCUAUGGCUAGUUUUUUUGUGACAUUUUUUUACAUUCUUAGCAAAUGUAAGUACAGCCAGUUCAACAUCAGCUUUUUCCUGGGCAUAAAUAUGUGGAUGUAUAGUUGUCCUUUCUGUGUUGUCCAGUUCAAUGUGUUUUAUUUUGUGAUAUUAUCAAACCUAAAAUGGGAACACUGCAUAAUAACCUUUUUAACACAGUAUUUUCUGCAUUUUGUGAAUAUAGUUUUUACUAUGUCUUGUGACGGCCUGUUUUUGUCCCCAAACUCACUUAAUAGCCUCUUCCAGAUGUACAUGUAUGUUGUUAAUGCUGUUAAUUAGGAAAGAAAUGUCUCCAUAAAACAUGUUCUGCUUUGUGAUAUAAGUAAUCAAUGAUAAUGUACUAUAUGUGAAACCAAAAUAAAAGAAAUUGUCUUUUCCACA
This is a messenger RNA of Cyclopterus lumpus (lumpfish), 1734 nucleotides long. RefSeq names its product UPF0461 protein C5orf24 homolog. Bases 290 to 958 code for a protein of 222 amino acids. The record is from RefSeq and is a predicted model, not a curated record. Lineage: Eukaryota; Metazoa; Chordata; Actinopteri; Perciformes; Cyclopteridae. The transcript has 2 exons.